Pyrus x bretschneideri (Chinese white pear) is the source of this 1076-nucleotide messenger RNA. Its product is annotated as ATP-dependent Clp protease proteolytic subunit 6, chloroplastic-like. NCBI's taxonomy places the organism in Eukaryota, Viridiplantae, Streptophyta, Magnoliopsida, Rosales, Rosaceae. Bases 66 to 935 code for a protein of 289 amino acids. Gene Ontology annotation, molecular function: ATP-dependent peptidase activity; serine-type endopeptidase activity; ATPase binding. The record is from RefSeq and is a predicted model, not a curated record. Gene Ontology annotation, biological process: protein quality control for misfolded or incompletely synthesized proteins. Gene Ontology annotation, cellular component: endopeptidase Clp complex. The transcript is spliced from 9 exons.
ACAGAUGUUCUCCUCUAAAGUCCUCUACUCUCUCUCUCGCUCUCUCUCUCUCUGAGUGAGUCGAAAUGGGAGCGUUAGCUGGUUUCUCAGCCCCUCUGAGCUUUUCAUUGGCUUCUCGCCGGAGUAGUAACUCAUCAUCUCUUCCUUUAUUGCCUCUCAGUCGCAGAAACUCAACGCCCAAGUCCACAGUCUCUGCCUUGCACAGUCCGUAUGGCGAUUCUUUAGCAACUGGGUUAUCUAGCAGAACUUGUGGGUCACCUCUAAAGCUUGACGGCAACGAUUUUGGUGAUACUAGUACAAGAUGGGAUUUUAAGUCUAUGAAUUUUUUUAGUUAUGGUGCAAUAGAAGCCAAAAAAGGGAAUCCACCCAUACUCCCAGCUGUGAUGACCCCAGGUGGACCAUUAGAUCUCUCGUCUGUAUUAUUCAGGAACCGUAUAAUCUUCAUUGGGCAGCCAGUCACUUCAGCGGUGGCUCAACGAGUCAUAUCCCAGCUUGUGACUUUGGCUACUAUUGAUGAGAAUUCAGAUAUACUGGUGUAUUUGAACUGCCCUGGUGGGAGUACAUACUCUGUUUUGGCAAUUUAUGACUGCAUGUCUUGGAUCAAACCUAAGGUAGGAACGGUAUGUUUUGGAGUAGCGGCAAGCCAAGGAGCACUUCUUCUUGCUGGGGGAGAAAAGGGAAUGCGCUAUGCAAUGCCAAAUGCACGGAUCAUGAUACACCAACCACAGAGUGGAUGUGGGGGCCACGUGGAAGAUGUGAGGCGGCAAGUGAAUGAAGCAGUUCAAACUCGCCAUAAAGUCGACAAAAUGUAUGUUGCAUUUACCGGACAAUCUCUAGAGAAAGUACAACAGUACACAGAGAGGGAUCGUUUCUUAUCUGUUUCAGAGGCUAUGGAAUUUGGGCUUAUCGACGGCGUGUUGGAAACCGAGUAUUGAUUCCAAAUUUGUACCAUAUGUUUUGAGUUAAAAUUUCAAUGCUUCUUGUUAAAUUGCUCAUGUGAGCUGCUGCUGCUGCAUUUGCAAAACGAUCAGUAAUCGGUUAUCCAAUUGAUUUGGUUCCAAUUCUUCUUCACUUCA